AAAACGAAGUAAAAUGUUCAGUUCCUAGCCAAGGUUCGAAGCGUUCAGAUCGGUGCUAAAAUUGUAAAAUCUUUUUAAAUUUUUUACGAUGGAAAAUAAUCCGAUAGGAGAGUCUGUGAUUGAAUUUGAUUUGCACGAAAAUCCUGCUGCUAUGGAAGCUGAAAGUAUCGGGCAAUGUUUCGAGGAAAUCCCUAUAAGCAGCAAGGAUCCGGGAGUAGUUCUCGAUAGCAGUGCCUCUUCUUCGAGUUCUUCGGGAGUGUCUUCGGCCGAGGGUAAUGAUUCACUUGAGGAGAAGUUGGAACAGGAAGGCAUGAAAAUGGUACAAUUCACAGCCAAGAAAAAGCGUUUGCCUGGAAAAGUUCGCAAUCGCCAAAAGGAUCUCUAUUUGCGAAGGAAGCUUUCCCCCAAGAGUCCUCACAUGGCCAUCAACGAGUUGAAGGAAAUUACCAUUAAGGACUACAACGUGCGCAACGAAGGUAACAAAUUUAUUGCCAAGGCGAUUAUAAACUCCAAGCCUUAUGUGGUUGAGGCCGAUUCGAAGUCGGCAGCCGCGAAUCUUCUUUUCGAGAACGCUCUAAGGGAGUAUUAUGUGGCCAAGGCGGUGGCCAAUCCGAAGCCAGUUUCGCCGGACAAGAAUGAUGACCAUGAUGGCGAUUCCAACAAGCAUGAUGAGUUUCCUAUGAGAAACUUGGUGUCCUUGGCACUGUACAAGCUCUUCGCUGAAUGGACCAGCAAGGGCUAUGCCAUACCCGAACUGAAUCCUGGCGGCAGUAAGGAAGCAAAUGAGGAGCCGCAGGAAAAAAAAGUGCUCAAGAACUGGGCUGAUAAGCAUCCGGUUACCAUGCUAAACCAUCUUUUUCCCCUCGUUCACAUGAAUAGCGAGACCAGCAUCUCUCCGGACGGCGCCACCAUGGUCCACCAGAUGUCCUUGACCCUCAACGGAGCCAACUUCAAAGCCAGUGCUUCCAACAAGAAGUUGGCUAAGCGCCGUUUAGCCAUCCUGGUCUGUAACCAGUUGGCAGGCACUAAUUACACUGAGUAACAGCUUUGCAGGUCAUAGGACCGGAGGUCGCAGGUCAAAAUUUGACCUUGACAUAAUGGCCCGCUUCUGCACACAAAGCUGAAAAAUAAAAGCUCUCCAAUACAAAUCAA
Messenger RNA from Drosophila ananassae, 1152 nucleotides. RefSeq lists its product as uncharacterized. Lineage: Eukaryota; Metazoa; Arthropoda; Insecta; Diptera; Drosophilidae. The record is from RefSeq and is a predicted model, not a curated record. The transcript is spliced from 2 exons. The coding region runs from base 89 to 1042 and encodes 317 amino acids.